This is a messenger RNA of Danaus chrysippus (African queen), 249 nucleotides long. The record is from the annotation of a GenBank genome assembly. Lineage: Eukaryota; Metazoa; Arthropoda; Insecta; Lepidoptera; Nymphalidae.
AUGCUAUCUAUAUGCGGGAGGAGGUUCUUGACGUAUGACGGUGACUGGUGGCGAUUGAACGACGUGGGUAGUGUGAACAACCGUAGUACGUGGCGGCGGGUCCGAGCAGCAGUCGCAGCACAGACAGGGGAUGCAGCAACAGCAGCACGGACGACACGAUAUGUUGCAACCCAUUCUGAAAAUGAAAUAAACAGAGUUGAAAAUUUCAUUCUGAAAAUGAAAUUAAUAGAGAUGAAAAUUUCAUUCUGA